Molecule: messenger RNA, 1155 nt
Organism: Patiria miniata (bat star)
Lineage: Eukaryota; Metazoa; Echinodermata; Asteroidea; Valvatida; Asterinidae
Product: neuromedin-U receptor 2-like
Exons: 1
Coding region: 1-1155 (384 amino acids)
Biological process (GO): G protein-coupled receptor signaling pathway
Cellular component (GO): plasma membrane
Molecular function (GO): G protein-coupled receptor activity
Source: RefSeq, a predicted model, not a curated record
AUGGGAGCCGGUAUUACGCCAGGUGAGUGCAGUGAACAAGAUACUGUCAACAUCAGUCAGGAGGAAGUGUCUGAUAUGCUUUACACUCCCGCUGAAAUUGUCAUCGUAACCAUAAUCAUACCGAUCAUCUGGUGUCUUGGUGUCAUCAAUAACUUGACUUUCCUGUUUGUCAUGCUCCGCGUUCCCAAACUGAGAACAGACACUAAUCUAUACCUUGCACACAUGGCCUUAGCUGAUCUUCUCUUUCUGAAUUUGGCAUCUGUGAUACACAUUUGGAGAUAUUCUGCGUCUCUUGUCGCAUUUCACGAUCCCUUCGUAAAUUCUGCCUAUUGCACAGGCACUGUUAUCGCUUAUGAAACUGUCUACUAUGCCUCCAUUGCAUUAGUUACCAUGGUAUCAUUUGAGAGAUACCUCGGCCUGUGUCAUCCCAUUAAGCAUCGCACAAUCCGUGGACGAAGACGAACCUACAGAAUGAUUGCAAUCUGCUGGCUGGUAGGCUUGCUGGUUUCCAUUGCAACAAUGCCAGCAUUAGCAAAACUUAGAGUGCUAUGCCUGAAUUGGCCCGAUGAUGAAGCAUACCGAGACUACCCGUCAACGAAGGGUUACUGUAGUCCCUUAGCACCAUGGGUAGUCUACUACAUUUUGCCACUGUUGAGCAUUCCUUGGCUUAUUUCAAUGGUAGCCAACAUCUACAUGUACGUGCGGAUCUUAAAAACGCUAAACAAACGGAGCGGUAGAGAUGGCAUUGUCAGUAACGACCCCAACGCUAUACAAAUCCGAAACCAAGUGGCCAAGAUGCUGAUUGUUAAUGGCGUGGUGUUCUUCUUAUGCCAGACACCGUAUCAGAUCUUCAGCCUGGCUGGGUGGAUCAGCAACCUGGCUAAGAUUCCUAAUCCUUUAGAAGCUGGGAUAGGAAGAGGUGAUAUCUGGAUAUCCGUCAUUCCCCAGUACAUCAAUGCAAUGAUAAAUCCCUUGAUAUACGCUGCAAUGACUGCGACGUACCGUGCAGCAUUGACAGAGACAUUUUCCUGCAAAAAACAUCCCCAACAACAGGCUUCCUCUGCUCUUGCAAUAAUUACACCAGACCGAGGAAAUGCUACAACAGCAACCCCAGUCACGGAUGAGAACCCUGAAACCUGUGAGACCAGACUCUGA